CCGCUGAAGCCGGAGGGACACUAUUUUCAGCUAGGCUCAGCCAUACAUCUGGCUUGUGCGGCUGAGGAACAAGAAGACGACUGCUUAUAUGGCACUCCUCCUCCUCCACCUCUGAGAUUCCUAGCCCGUGAGCUCUACGUUUGUCUUGAAUAAGUCACUCGCUCAGGGUUUGUACUGCAAGUAUGCGCUCCAUCCAAGAGUUCGCUGUCGCUGUCAUCAGUCUUGCGCCGCUAGCUUUGGCUAUUGAUCCAUCCAUACAUUCGCGGCAGGCCCAGCAGAGUCUUAGCACUGCGUUGUCAAGCCACGCCGAUCUCUCCACGUUCAACGGGAUUCUCAACAGCUAUCCAAGCAUCAUAAGCAACAUAACCGCCGGGACUAAGAACAAAGUCACCCUUCUAGUGCCGACCAACGAUGCGUUCACCAACUUCCUUCAACAGACCAACAUUAGCGAAAUCACACAGCUUCCCGUGAGCCAACUAUUGACCGUCUUCCGAUAUCAUACUCUAGAUGCUCCGUUGACGGCCUCGAACUUCAGCGCGCCCAGGGGCAUCACAAUCCCUACUAAACUUCGCGAUGAGCUCUUCAACCUUCGGACGCCUGGCCCUGCCAUGAUCGAUCAGUACGGCGACGAUGCUAAGGGUCAAGUACUCUUUAUUUCGCCGAGCACCAUAAAUCCCACCAAAAUCAGAGUCAGGCAAGCAACUUCUUCCGAUGAUCACACCGCAAGCCUACGUGGUGGUCUUGGUGAGACUGCGGAGCUCACGUCGAUCGACGGGGUAUGGGACGGCGGAUACUUCCAAUCUGUUGAUGUUGUUCUAGAAGCGCCGACGAUAUGCUCUAUUACCAUCAAGAAGCUGUCAAGCUCAUUAUCGGCUCUCGGGGAUGCCUUGGACAAGAUCAAGCUGUGGAAGCAACUUGAUAAUACCGCCAACAUCACGUGCUUGGGGCCUAACACCGCAGCUUUCAAGGAGGCAGGUAGUCCUCAGAAUUCUCUCGGAAACGAAGACCUCAAAAACGCGUUGCUCUUCCACACUUUACCUCAAGCGGCUUACAGCGACUUCCUCAUGGAUGGUCAGGAGUUCACCUCCAUGGCUAAUGUAACUGUCCGCGUCACCGUCAAGGAUAACGAGAUCUGGUUCAACGACGCAAAAGUCAUCAGCCCCAAUGUCCUAACCAACAACGGACUCAUCCACAUCUUGGACCGCGUCAUGUCCACCAAUGCCCUGCCGGACUCCUCGACUUCCUCUCCAACGGGGACAGGAACAGCUAGCCCUACUUCGGCUGCUGCACCGCCGAACGCCGGGAAUCCCAUUUCAGAAAACAUUCGCGCCGCCGCAGUCAUUGCUCUUGCGGCCGGUGUGCUGCUCGUGUGAAGCCAUAUCUCUCCGGGGAGGAAGAAAUAUUCUGCACCUGCAAGGAAGGUUGACAGGAAGAAGGAUGCUGUAUGUAGUCUAGGAGCUAAGAAGGUAAAGGUAGUUGCGAUCAUGGUUGAGCAAAGUGCUCACAGGGGAAAAGGAACGGAGCGAGUCUUCAAACUCCCAUUGGAGCUAUGCCGACGAAAAAGAUCAAUGCGCGAAACUCAUUCGCUGUAUAUAUGCCAUACUACACGUU
Molecule: messenger RNA, 1611 nt
Organism: Colletotrichum godetiae
Lineage: Eukaryota; Fungi; Ascomycota; Sordariomycetes; Glomerellales; Glomerellaceae
Product: fasciclin domain-containing protein
Exons: 4
Coding region: 183-1373 (396 amino acids)
Biological process (GO): macroautophagy
Cellular component (GO): fungal-type vacuole membrane
Source: RefSeq, a predicted model, not a curated record